This is a messenger RNA of Strongyloides ratti, 315 nucleotides long. RefSeq lists its product as hypothetical. Lineage: Eukaryota; Metazoa; Nematoda; Chromadorea; Rhabditida; Strongyloididae. The record is from RefSeq and is a predicted model, not a curated record. The coding region runs from base 1 to 315 and encodes 104 amino acids. The transcript is spliced from 2 exons.
AUGAGAAACAUUUUAUUUGCUAUUCUAUGCAGUUUUAUACUUCUUAUCAGUUUAACUGCUAUCAAUGCUAAUGAUGAUGAUUGCCCUGAUGGUAAGAUUCCUGAAAAUCAAAAAGAAUCUUGUAAAUGUUGUAAACUAAAUUGUUGGAAUGCUGAAGCUGAGGAUGCAUCUGAAAAAUUGGGACAUAUACCAGGUGAAAAUAAUGAAGAGGAAGCUUUGAAUACAUUAAAUUUAAUUAAAAAAUGUAUGAUUGAUAAGUGCACUAAAUAUUGCAAAGCUCAAUUUAGACCCAGACCUUUCUUUAAUGGUAUGUGA